Molecule: messenger RNA, 2955 nt
Organism: Lobosporangium transversale
Lineage: Eukaryota; Fungi; Mortierellomycota; Mortierellomycetes; Mortierellales; Mortierellaceae
Product: P-loop containing nucleoside triphosphate hydrolase protein
Exons: 3
Coding region: 39-2693 (884 amino acids)
Biological process (GO): ribosome disassembly; mitochondrial translation
Cellular component (GO): mitochondrion
Molecular function (GO): translation elongation factor activity; GTPase activity; GTP binding
Source: RefSeq, a predicted model, not a curated record
GACCAUCAGUACAGGACAUUCAACAUUCAGACACAAGCAUGCUCAUUCCUUCCUCAGUAGCCUCCUGCGUGAUUCUUGGAGGACGUAGGGGGAACAUUCCAUUUUCAGGAUUCAUUACAAAUGUGAGUUCUAGAUUAGCAGUAUCGACUAGAAAAACAGCAGCUCGUUCCUUUAAACCGUUAAAGUCAACUCGAUGGUACAGUUCACAUGCGCACAAGACAGAUAUUGCCAUCAAAAAUUGCAGGAAUAUCGGGAUUAUUGCCCACAUUGAUGCAGGAAAGACAACUACCACAGAACGCAUGCUACACUACGCAGGAUUCACUCAUAAGAUUGGUGAUGUUGAUAGCGGGGAUACCAUUAUGGAUUAUAUGAAGCAAGAGCGCGACCGUGGAAUCACCAUUACAUCAGCAGCCAUCACAUUUGGCUGGAAGGACCACCGAAUCAACUUGAUCGAUACUCCAGGCCACGUUGAUUUUACGAUCGAAGUUGAGCGCUCCAUUCGUGUACUUGACGGUGCAGUUACUAUCUUGGAUGCUGUAGCGGGUGUGGAAGCGCAAACAGAGACUGUUUGGCAGCAGGCAGCUCGACAUGGGAUCCCGCGGAUAGCAUUUAUUAACAAAAUGGAUCGUGCCGGUGCAGGAUUUGGUAGAACAGUACGAGAAAUGAGAACACGACUAGGAUGUAAACCCGUUGUCUUGCAGAUACCGUUUAUGGAAUCACCUACUGGUGCUGGAGCUGCAGCUAGCGACGCUGAAUUCGCAGGUAUUGUAGAUAUCCUCUCAAUGGAGAUUCUUAGGUGGGACUCAAAAUCUAAAGGAGCUAAAGUCACAAAGUCACCCCUUGAUGCCUCCUAUCCCGACCAGGACCUAUAUCAGGAGGCAAUCAGGGCUCGUAUUGCACUUGUAGAACAGCUCUCUGCACUGGAUGAGAGGAUUAUUGAGCUUUUCUUAACAUUGGAGGAUCACAUGGCGGUUGAAUCCAGGGAUCUACAGGCAUCCAUCCGUAGAUUGACCUUGUCUUCGAUAAUCGUACCUGUACUUUGCGGCGCAAGCUUCAGAAAUAUUGGCGUCCAGCCUCUUAUGGAUUCUGUUGUCGAUUAUCUCCCUUCUCCUGAUGAACGUCCUGCACCAUCAGCUCGUAUGCCAGAUGGAAAAAUGGUUGAAAUCGGAACUGGAGGGUUGAAAGAGAGGCUCUGUGCGCUUGCGUUCAAAGUGAUUCAUGACGCACGGAGAGGACCUAUGGUAUUUGUUCGCGUAUACGCUGGCCAAUUGAAUGAAAGAGUGCAACUCUGGAACAGCACUGCACAUACCAAAGAGCGAGCCAAUAAAUUAUUACAGAUGUACGCUAUGGAUGUAGAAGAGAUCCCAUAUAUCACUAAGGGCAACAUUGGUGUGGUUUUGGGGCUCAAAGAUACGAGGACAGGAGACACCCUUCUGGACGCACAUGAUCCUCGUAAAGGAAUGACAUUAAGUGGUAUCAAGGUUCCAUCUCCUGUAUUCUUUGCCAGUGUGGAGCCCAUGUCAACUUCGGACGAAAAGCCAGUUGAGGAAGCAAUCAAGGCUCUAAUCCGUGAAGAUCCUUCGUUAGGAGUGCGUGUAGAUGAAGAAACUGGCCAGACUCUACUUGGUGGAAUGGGGGAAUUGCACCUUGAGAUAGCGCAGGAGAGAUUGUUGAGUGACUUCAAGGUCAAGGCUGAGAUGGGACGAAUGCGUAUCUCGUUUAAAGAGACUAUGCGUGGGGCGGGAGUCGUAUCAGAGGUUCCUAAAUGGGAAUAUGAUCGUGAAGUUUUGGGGAAACGAGGGCGUGCACGUGUUGGUGUGUCUGUAGAGAGACUUGAUCAACUUGAUGAUGCCUCAAAUGCUUCCUUUUCCUCCUUGCCCAUGUCGGAAAACAGUAGUGAUACUCAACCUAUUAGACUUGAAGAGCAUGAUGGUAAUAAGAUCUUUAUUUCGCUCACAGAGCGGACACCCAGUACAGAUGAAGCAGGUGCACAGGCCGCUGCUGAAAAGGCAACCCUCUCUGGUUCGGUUAUUCCCUCAGGGUCUACGGACCUUCCGCUUUCCGUUCUGAAGAAUGCUAUUAGAAAUGGUGUUCUAUCGGCACUUUCUCGUGGACCACUUUUGGGCUACGCACAGACGCAUCUGAAAGUACGAUUGACCGCUUUGCACUUGUACGGCGCAGACUCUACUCCUGCAGCCAUUUCGUCCUGCGUAUCUACAGCGGUCACAGAGGCGAUCCGUCUAGGAGGCAAUUCUUCUGUAGGAGUGAACGAGAAUAACUCUGUGUUGUUGGAGCCGAUCAUGGAUGUCCGAGUCGAAGUGGCAGAGAAGGAUGUUGGAACGGUUAUUGGAGACAUCAGCGGUACAAGGCGAGGCCGUGUACUGAGUCUAGAUGGUCAUAGUCCAGAUCAUCAAACGAUUGAGGACGAGAGUGAAUUCCAGCUCUAUGCACCACCUGAUUCAACCUUCACUACAGACAGCUCUAUUCCUUCUUCAUCGUCACCAUCCAUUACUACAAUGACAAGUCGUAGGGCUAUUCGGGCUCAAGUACCUUUGUCAUCCAUGCUUGGCUAUGAUGCUGCAUUGCGUGGAUUGACGGGUGGCACAGGCAAGUUUGUGAUGGAGGUGAUUGGUUAUGGUGAGAUGGAUCUUGACCGGCAGCGCGAGCUGGUUAAGGAAGUGCGAGGAGGAUAGAAUAUUAGACAAGCUUGACCAAAUUGAAAUAACAGGGAAAUAUGCAAGUCUGUUGUAUCGCCAUGGGCGGUGUCAUCCUGUGUCAUUCCCAACUCAACCUUAAAUGAUGCGAAAUAUUUGGUGGCAAGGCACAACAACUUGUCUAUUUGUACCAUUACACCUACAUGAAAAACUGGCAUGAGUCAACGCUGAUAUUUGUACAACAGUGGAGAAAUCGAUCAUGAACCUGCUCUGUCACCAAACACUUUUUCUUAAAAGCAGG